GAGUGUGUCAGUGCCGGCCCGGCUGGCGCGGCGCCCAGUGCGGCGAGGCGUGCGGGCCCGGCUGGUGGGGCAUCAACUGCUCGCAGCCGUGCCGGUGCGCGCACGGCGCCGCGUGCCGCCCCAUCGACGGCUACUGCCGCUGCCCGCCCGGAUACACCGGCAACUACUGCACCCAGUUCUGCCCGGAGGGGUACUUCGGCGACCACUGCAUGGAGGCGUGCAACUGUCCGUCGGCCGGGAACUGGGUGUGCGACCCGGUGCGGGGCUGCGUGUGUCAGCGCGGCUUCAUCGGCGAAGGCUGCGACCAGCACGCCAGCGAGGCCGUCGUCAUAGGAGAAGCUAAAGCAGGAUCGAACAGCGGUCUGAUAGCGGUCGUGAUCAUAUUGGCACUGCUUUGCGCCGCCGCCAUCGUCCUCGUGUUGCUGUACUACCGCAACCGAGUCAAGAACCUGAAGCGCGAGAUCGCGCACGUCGUGUACACGGCGGACCCGCACUCGCAGCCAGAACAACAACAUUUCGAUAACCCGGUAUACUCGUACCAAGGGUCGACUAGGAGCGACGACUCGGCGAGCUUGCUGAACAACGCGACUCACAUUGUGAACAACCUGGGCACCGGGACUAAACUAUCCAACACGACCAUAGAGAAGCUGAGAAUGAAGGCAACAGCGUCGAACGAUGCGUAUGACCCCAUGUCUUCUAUAAAAAACAAAGAUGCCGAUGCCAAUAACCCCAACCUGUAUCAGUACGUUGAAGACAACAAAUUGGAUCAUGUUUAUGAUGAAAUCAAACACAAAGAAGGAUAUGAAAUCGAAUACGAUCAUCUCAACUACACGCCGCCGGCCAACAAAUGGAAGCCUCACUACCACCGGAUGCCGAAUGGAUUGACCGCGUCCAACGCGCAGUCCUCGGCGUCGUCCAGUUCUAACGGCGACGCCGCGACGCCGCCCAUCCCGCCCCUGCCGCGCCGCGCCACCACCCCGCCCCCCAACCCGCCCGCCGCCCCGCUCGCCGCCCCACAGAAUCUCAGCGACGACGAAACAUCAACACCGUGAUGUGCUCAGAACUCGAUAGUAAAUAACCCGGAAUAUAACGAAGCGAAAAGAUCGAAUAUCCAUUUUUUCAAUUUAUCAAUAGAGCGCUUUUAUUUUAACUCUUUACUCAUUAGACUUUUUUUUUUUGCUUGUAAGCACAUAAUGUUCUACCCUAUAGUAAGUACCACUGAAUUAAAAUAGAAGUUCAAUUUAAAAAAAAACACCACGAAAAAGCUAAUGAAAAAAUUUAGGAAAAAGAUCCGCUAAGUAAUUUUCUAAUUCUCAUAAGUAACGUUAAUUAUCGAAGAUUAGACUUAAGUGGUUCCAAUGCCUAAAAUCAAUAUGUUUUAAUUCUACAUGAAACGAAUAUUGUAGUAGGCAGCUGCUCGGCCGUCACCCUAGCUUAUGAUUACUGCCAUCAAGCCAUGAGCACAUUCGCCUUCUAUACCAAAAAAAGUCAUUUAAAAACAAUUAUCCGACUUUAAGGCUCUGAUGACAUCAUACAUUUAUGAAGUAUGGUGGACUGUCGACUGAUUUUAGGUAAAUUAUAAUUGAAAUUUUUGAAUUUUGAUAGAAAAUCGUCUUCACAGAAACGAAUAAACGUUGUUUUAAAAUAAAACUGGAUAUUCGAACUUUAAUGUCGAGAUAUUUUGAUCAUGUAAUUAACACUUUACUAUGUAUUUUAGUUACAGUAUUGGUUAUGAAAUAUUUGUACAGAGAACAGGAUGUAAGAAAAUGAGACGCGUAAGGAAAACUACGUAUUUUAGAUCUAAUUAUUUUUUAAUUUAAUCAUAUUGGAGCUUUACUUUUAUAUAAAGGCAGCGAAAUAUUAUAUUUUUCUUAAAUUACAAUUUUACUUUUCGUUACAUACUUUUGGAACGUUCAGAUAUAUGCAUAAAUUAAAUAGGGAUUGUUCUUAUAUAACAAAACUGUUAAUUUAGUUAUAGGCUUUACAAAUUUUAAUCUCUUAUUUUUGGAUAAGAUGUCCUUAAUAACAUCAAGUUGUAGUGAAAUUUUUAAUUUUGAUAUUUAAUAUAUUUUAUUAAAAGAAAUUACGAUUAAUUUGUAUCCAAAAAAGAAUUUAUCACUAUUUUUAUUCAUUAAAAAUAUAAUCUCUGAAUCUUAUUUUUGUUAACUUUAUUUUUGUGAACAGUUCGCUUUCUUAUGAAAUUAAAAAACUAAAGUUAUGGCAGUUAUUUAUGAUUGAUGUUGUUUGGUAAAAAAAAAAACUAUGGUUGUAAAAUUAAGAAAAACACUAGUAAAUACAUAUCGAUAGAACUGUUAUAUAUAAAUGUAUUUUUUUUACAAAAACUUUAAGUGUUCUAGUAUUACAAUAUAAUAUUUUUCGAAAUUUUCAAUGUUUGAGUACUAAACUAUCGUAGGAUAAGAUUAAGAUUUAUAAUUUACGUAUUUUUAAGAGUUCUCAUGUGCUCGUGAUAUGACACCGAUGAAUAUAUUUACUUCGAAUGAACGUUUUCAUAAUUCUAACUCAAUAAUGCAGUUAAAAAACAAACAAAAUAUUUUCUAGUUGUUUUAAGACAAUUUGUAUUUAAAAAAAUGUAUUUAGACUUAGUAAGAUGUACAUUUAUUUAUAUGCCAACACUAGAUCAUUUUUCGGAAACCACCAUUCCUUUCACUGUUUUUUAUGAGUUAUAUUGAUACCUGAAUUUUCUAAUAUAUCGAUGUACAUGUUUUUUUUUCAUUAAUAUUGUGUUGACAGUUUUAAUUUUUUUAAAUAUGUUAUUAAUUUUAUAAAAACUUUAAAACUAUACAAACCUAUAUAAAUUUAUUAUGUUACGCAUUUUAUCAGCUGUAAUGUUGUGCAUGUUAUUACGUGAGUAAUUAAGUUCAGAAUUAUAUUAACAUGAUGAAAUGAAGUAUUUAUAGUAUAAAUAUAAUAAAAUAAAAUAGUAAAAAAAAAUUGAUAAAAGGACUCAAAUUAAAGUGUUCGAAACUUUGCUCAAUAAGUGUCAAUUGAAAGCAAUGGAGAGCUUUAAUAGAUUUCUCAAAAAUAUUAAACUAAAUUUUAUAUCUAUUAGGGUGUAAUGAAAGAAACUUAAUUCUAAAAAAAAUCUGUUACUAUUUAUCGCAAUGAAUAAAAAGAAAAAGAUAUUUAUGAUGAUUUCUUUAAUGAAUUAAAAUGAAACUAAUUCGCUUAUGUUUCAUUCACUUGUGUUUCAUGUUUUCAAAGCAGUUUUAUUAAUCAACUUUUUUAUCGAUAAGGUUGAAUGUGAUAUUAUAAUUUAUAUUAUUAUGUAAAAAAUAAAUGAU
Messenger RNA from Bombyx mandarina (wild silkworm), 3302 nucleotides. RefSeq names its product multiple EGF like domains draper (gene drpr). Lineage: Eukaryota; Metazoa; Arthropoda; Insecta; Lepidoptera; Bombycidae. Gene Ontology annotation, cellular component: membrane. Gene Ontology annotation, biological process: heterophilic cell-cell adhesion. Gene Ontology annotation, molecular function: protein binding; scavenger receptor activity. The record is from RefSeq and is a predicted model, not a curated record.